AUGGACAAUACUGAGGAAAACUCGAGGUCUCCGUAUGCGAGUACAGGUGCCGAUGAAGAUGACGGCGCUGCGACUUGGACACAUCACUUUGAGCAAGAUGCCGAGGAUGUCGAUGAAGAGGAUUAUGAUUCCGACUUCCAAGACGAACCAGACGAAGAUGAUGAGGAGGACGAUGAGGAAUACCAUGAUGCCGAUGACGGUGGCGAACGUGAUGUUGAGAUUGAAGUGUUCAUGGGCGCUGGCGACGAAGAUGAUAGUGGCGAAGACGACGCCUCAUGGGCAGACAAUACGAUUUCGAGUAUCUUGACCCUGGUCGCUAGCGCUGGAGGCGUUGGCACGAGGCUCAUUAGAGGAACACAAGUAUUAGGCCUCAUGCAGGGCGGCGGUGAGGUGAUCCUACACAGCACACUCGACGACUUCGAUGACGAUGAAGAUAUGGGAUGGGGAGGAAGACGGAGGCGAGGUCAUUCUGGAGAGUCCAGUCAUUCUGGAGAGCCCAGUCGGUUUCCCAAGGUACCAAGCGACGAGGGCACGAAACUGAUGUACUCUGGUGUAUUUGGGGCAAAUGAACAACACGCCAGCAAGAAGCAGUUGGCACGAAGGAUACUGGAUCGCGAACUUGGCUUGGGUGACAGACGCGACCAAAAGCAAAACCAAGACCUGAUGGCCCAGGGCAUGAUACCGUCAACCAACCCCGAGAUGAUCGUGCACUACGAUGACCCUGUCUACUCUGGCCAGUUUUCCGACGAUGGCAACUUCUUCUACGCAUGCGGUCACGAUUUUAAGGUUCGGAUGUACGACACGUCAAAUCCGUACAACUGGAGAUACUAUAAAACGGUCAAUUACCCCUGGGGGCAAUGGACGUUGACAGACGCAUCGUUGAGCCCCGACAACCGCUGGCUUGCUUACACGUCCAUCCAAAGCAACGUCUGUCUAGCGCCCACGGAUCCCAACGACACAGGAGACCCAUAUACGCUGGACCUCGCGGAGCGGAGUGUGGGAACACGACACGGCAGGCGGAGCCAUUCAUUCGGAAUCUGGUCUGUCCGGUUCUCCGGCGACGGUCGGGAGCUUGUGGCUGGCACUAACACGCAGUCGAUUGUCGUCUACGACAUUGAGUCGCGCACCGUUCUGCACAACGUCGUCGGCCACGAGGACGAUGUGAAUGCCGUGUGUUUCGCAGACAAAUCGUCGCCACAUAUUCUCUACUCCGGAUCGGAUGAUGCCACUAUCAAGGUGUGGGACCGACGCAGCAUGGGAGAUGGGCGGCCAGCGGGUGCUUUUGUGGGCCAUGUCGAAGGCUUGACUUACAUCGAUAGCAAAGGCGACGGCCGCUACAUCCUUAGCAACGGAAAAGACCAGACCAUGAAGCUGUGGGAUCUCAGGAUGGUCAUGUCCACGGCCGAGUUCGACGAAGCCAACCCCACAAGGUUGACCGCCCACAGUAACUUCGAUUAUCGAUGGGGAACUUUCAGAGAUGUAGACUGGUUCCCCCAUCCCAACGACAAUUCCGUCGUCACCUUCCGUGGACACCGCGUAAUGCGCACACUGAUCCGUUGUCACUUUUCUCCUCCCUCCAGUACGAAUUCGAGAUAUGUGUACUCCGGUAGCCAAGAUGGCAAGGUUUACAUCUGGAAUUUGGAUGCCACCUUGGCUGGCACCAUUGAUGUGAGACAGGCCACCAAAAACUCCAGGCCCCUGGAGCGGAGAUAUCGCAUCUACCACGGCGAUGACUUUCCAGGAUGGGACACCUGUGUGCGAGACGUCAGCUGGCAUCCUAAUGCACCGGUUCUGGUUGCAUCCGCUUGGAACGGCUUCAACAUGGCUCACGGCACUUGCACGCUUCACUCGUACAACGAGGCUGAAGAAGACGAGGCAGACCCUCCGAUGGGCCGAAGCGUCGACGAGAAACUGCGCCCGGUCGGCUCGGCAUUCCAGAUGUAG
Molecule: messenger RNA, 1944 nt
Organism: Colletotrichum graminicola M1.001
Lineage: Eukaryota; Fungi; Ascomycota; Sordariomycetes; Glomerellales; Glomerellaceae
Product: WD domain-containing protein
Exons: 4
Coding region: 1-1944 (647 amino acids)
Biological process (GO): proteasome-mediated ubiquitin-dependent protein catabolic process
Cellular component (GO): Cul4-RING E3 ubiquitin ligase complex
Molecular function (GO): protein binding
Source: RefSeq, a predicted model, not a curated record